Sodiomyces alkalinus F11 is the source of this 669-nucleotide messenger RNA. RefSeq lists its product as hypothetical. Gene Ontology annotation, molecular function: RNA binding. The transcript has 2 exons. Gene Ontology annotation, cellular component: cytoplasm; exon-exon junction complex. Bases 1 to 663 code for a protein of 220 amino acids. The record is from RefSeq and is a predicted model, not a curated record. Gene Ontology annotation, biological process: exon-exon junction complex disassembly. Lineage: Eukaryota; Fungi; Ascomycota; Sordariomycetes; Glomerellales; Plectosphaerellaceae.
AUGCCUUACAAAGCGCAGCCCACCAACGCGGGUAUCAUCACCGAUAAGACCGGUCAGCGAUUCAUCCCCGAGUCCCAGCGCUCCGACGGCAGCACCCGCAAAGCCAUCAAGGUCCGCCCAGGUUUCCGUCCCACCGAAGAUGUCGAACUCUACCGCACCCGCGCCGCCGAAGCCCGCACACGCGGUCAACGAACAGGCGUUCCCGGCGCCGAAGGCCUAGCCACCGAGAACAAACCCGACAGUUCAUCUUCCGCCGCCAGUCUCAAGAACGCGAAGCGGCGCGAGGCCCGGAAGAAGGCGAAGGCCGCCGCUGAGGGGGAGGGACAGGACGAUACCACUAUCAACCCCGAUUCCGCUGGAGCCAACAAACCCGGCGAUGAUAAUACACCCGCGACCUCGACUGCUGGAGGGGAGAAUCGGGAGCCGACCCCUACGGACGCCGAAGAAGUCGAGCGUGCGAAGAAGGCGAGAAGUUUGAAGAAGAAGCUGCGGCAGGCACGGGAGCUGCAGAACAAGAAAGAGGGUGGUGAGGCUCUGUUGCCUGAGCAGAUUGCCAAGGUGAUCAAGAUCAACGAGCUGGUGCGUGAGCUCGAGGCGCUGGGCCUCGACCCUACCGAUGUCGGUGACUCCAAGGAGAGCAAGACACCAGGGACUGAGGGCUGAUUCGCU